AUGGCUAUGACUCAAUCCGCGGUCGGCAUUGCUGCCGUUGUGGUCGCGAUAGUAGGGCUUUACAGACUUCUGCAGGUUGGCAGACGACCGCCGGGAAUCCCACCAGGACCACCUACGAUCCCGAUACUUGGCAAUUUGCAUCUGAUGCCUUCGAAGGACGGCCACCGUCAGUUCUCGAAGUGGGCUCAAGAAUAUGGUCCAAUUUACUCCUUGAUGCUCGGGACCAGGACAUUUAUCGUUCUCUCUUCUGAUACUGCCGUGAAAGACCUUCUCGACAAGCGCAGUAACAUUUACUCCUCUCGUCCCGAUAUGUACGUCGGUAUGGACAUCGCUAGUGGUGGAUUGAGAAUGCUUUUGAUGCCGUACUCUGGACGCUGGCGACUCAUACACAAGAUGAUUCACAACAUCCUCAAUAUCAAGGCUGCUGUUACCUAUGUUCCGUAUCAAGACCUCGAGAACAAGUUCAUGCUGCUGGGUAUGUUGGAGCAGCCAAAAGAAUUUGCAAACCAUAUCCGACGCUAUACCAAUUCCUUGACAACUCAAAUGGUGUUCGGAUUUCGCACACUGAGCAUAAAUGAUCCGAAACUGCAGCAGCUUUUCACAGGGUUCGAGCACUGGGCUGAGGUGGCUGGCAACGCAGCAUCGCAGCUCUUGGAUCUCUUCCCAGUGUUACAGAGUCUGCCUGACUUUCUUGUGCCUAAUCACCGAUAUGCCAAACGAUUGCACAAGAAGGAGAAGGAAUUAUACGUCGGCCAUUGGCUUAAGGCCAAGGCUGGCAUUCAGGCUGGUACAACAAUGCCAUGCUUCUGUGUCGAUUUGGUCAAUGCUCAGCAGAAGGAGAAAGAUUGGUUUUCUGAUGACUUGGCUGGUUACACGAGUGGCUCUCUUCUCGAGGCAGGGUCCGACACCACAGCAUCGGAGCUCAUCGCGUUCAUUCAGGCGAUGACAGUCUUUCAAGAUGUGCAGAAGCAAGUCCAAGACGAGAUUGAUAGGGUCGUCGGCUCAAGCCGUAUGCCAGACAUGGAAGAUUAUGCGAAUCUACCACUCGUACGGGGUUGCGUCAAAGAGACUUUGAGAUGGAUGCCUACAAACAUUCUCGGCGUGCCUCACUCCAACAUACAAGAGGACCAAUACAUGGGCUAUCGAAUCCCCAAAGACAGCACAGUCAUCACCAAUGUCUGGACAAUCCACAUGAACCCUGCGAAGUUUCCUAAUCCACGCAUGUUCGACCCAACCAGAUUCCUGAGCGACAAGCUCACGAUCUUCGAGUCCGUCAUGUCCUCCGAUCCCGGCACCCUCCACACCCGCUCCUUUAUAUUCGGCUCCGGCCGCCGUGUCUGCCAGGGCAUGCACAUUGCGGAACGCUCUCUAUUCCUCGCGAUCUCACGGCUCCUCUGGGCAUUCAAUUUCCGCAAAGCAAUUGACCCGGACACCGGCAAGGAGAUCACGCCGGACGUUGAGCGACUUACGCAAGGCUUGUUCGUGCUGCCUGAGAAGUUCGACUGCGUUAUCAGACCGAGGAGCGUGGAAAAGGAAGAGAUGAUCAGGCAGGCUUGGAAGGAAAGUGAGGAGACGUUGUUGGAUCCAAGCACCGGGCAGUGGCAGAAGGUGCCCGAGGGCAUGGCGUUCUCCACGUAUGAGCCGACCAAGGAUGCUGUGAUGGGUGAGGUUUGA
Molecule: messenger RNA, 1674 nt
Organism: Cyphellophora attinorum
Lineage: Eukaryota; Fungi; Ascomycota; Eurotiomycetes; Chaetothyriales; Cyphellophoraceae
Product: O-methylsterigmatocystin oxido
Exons: 3
Coding region: 1-1674 (557 amino acids)
Molecular function (GO): monooxygenase activity; iron ion binding; oxidoreductase activity, acting on paired donors, with incorporation or reduction of molecular oxygen
Source: RefSeq, a predicted model, not a curated record